Messenger RNA from Saccharomycopsis crataegensis, 744 nucleotides. RefSeq lists its product as uncharacterized. NCBI's taxonomy places the organism in Eukaryota, Fungi, Ascomycota, Saccharomycetes, Ascoideales, Saccharomycopsidaceae. The record is from RefSeq and is a predicted model, not a curated record. The coding region runs from base 1 to 744 and encodes 247 amino acids. The transcript is spliced from 2 exons.
AUGACGGCAACAUCUGAGCUUCUCAGCGGUUUUGGGAUAUCCACCAUAGCUUCUCAGUCAAAAGAAAAUUUCAUAAAUGAGCUCAAAAACGGUGACAUCAGCUCAGUUGGCUCGUUUCUUUAUUCUUUCCUAGUGGAGCCUUCACAUACUUCGGAAAAUGGGCUUGCUAGCGGUAGUAGCUCAUUGAAAAGUAUGGUAAAUUAUAAUAAUCACAUCAAUCAUGAGACACAUUUGAUACCUGUCAAUGGGCCCAAAUUAGAAAAAUUUGAAAUCGAAGCCUUUGAACACGAUAUUGAAAAGUAUCUUGUGGAGCGCGGGUAUUUGGAUAAGAAAACAUUGAAUAAACUUAAGGAGUGCCAUCUUGAUUGCUAUGCGAUAAUGCCCUACGUGAAACAAAUUUGUGAUGAUACCGAAGGAAAACGGAAAUUUGUGAAGAUAUUAUACGUAUUGCUAUGCCGCGGAUACGGCUACAGUGAGAUUUGUGGAAAGCUCAAUGAUUGGUUCUUUGAAAGUAAUUGUGAUGGGUCGAUUAACCCAUCUAAACCUUUGCCACAAGCGGCUCCACAUAACAUGAUAGAGGACUCUUCUUCAGGUAUUUCUAAGGCAACCAAAUUAACACGGUUAAAACCGUCUGAUUUCUCCGGGUUUCCUCCCCCAGUAAUGCAAAUGCCAACUUUUUUCAAUAACACUGCUUCUCCCCAUCAAAGGAAGUGGGCCGAUGAAACCAAAUUUGCUGCGCUUUAG